Messenger RNA from Molossus molossus (Pallas's mastiff bat), 2101 nucleotides. It is a transcript of the gene CLEC4F, whose product is annotated as C-type lectin domain family 4 member F. NCBI's taxonomy places the organism in Eukaryota, Metazoa, Chordata, Mammalia, Chiroptera, Molossidae. Bases 119 to 1942 code for a protein of 607 amino acids. The record is from RefSeq and is a predicted model, not a curated record. The transcript has 7 exons.
UUCGGUGUGGUCAGGACCUCCUCAGGGGCAUAAGAGCCAGGUUACUGCAGCUUCCCUUCCACCACUGUGGUCCCCAGCACGAGUCUUCGGGGACUAAGGCAGGGAGCAGCCCUGGAAGAUGAAGGCAGCAGAGAUGAGUGGUGACCAGGUCCACUUCUGCACAGACAACCAGACUGUCUCCCUGCACCCUCAAGGCCUGGACUCCUCGGCUCCAGCAGCCCCUAAGUCACCAAGGCUGAUUCAGGCCACCCUGAUAUUCAUGGUCGUGGUCACCGUCAUCUCUCUCACGGCCCUCUUUGUUGUGGUUCUACAGAACUUAAGACCUGCGCUGGAGGCCUACGGCUACUCCCAGGAGCUCGCGGGAGACAACACUACUGGGCAGGGGCCUGCGGAACGUGACGAUCCCUACCACUUUGUCUGGGUGGCAGAGUUACAAGAGACCCUCCAGAUGUUUAAAGACCAUGUGGAGAACUCCAGCACCUGGAGCAUGGAGGUGCAGACACUGAUGUGCAGAGUGGACAAUGUCAGUUCUCAGAUCCAGGUGCUCGGGGGUCAUCUGAAAGAUGCCAGUGCUGACAUCCAGAUCGUAAAAGGCGUUGUAAAUGAUGCCAAUGCCUUGCGCCUCCAGACCCAGAUGUUAAAAAGUUCCUUGGAGGGGGCCAGUGCUGAGAUCCAGAGACAAAAAGGAGAUCUGGAAAAGGCAAAUGCUUUAAAUUCCCAGACCCAGAGUUUCUUAAAAACCAGUUUAGAAAACACCAGCAUUGAGCUCCAAAUAUUGAGCAGAGGCUUAGAAAAUACUAACGCGGAAAUUCAGGUGUUGAAGGCAGGGUUGGAAAUGGCAAAUGCCCAGGCCCAGUUGGCAAACAGCAGUUUACAGAACGUUAAUGCGCAGAUUCUUGUUUUAAGAGGCAAUCUGGAUAGUGUCAGUGACUUAAGGGCUCAGAAUCAGGUUUUAAGUAAUAGUUUGCAAGAAACCAAUGCUGAGAUUCAGAAGCUAAAGGGAAGCCUGCAAAAUGCAAAUGAUUUAAACUCCCAGACCCAGACCCUUAUAAAAGACCGUUUAGACAACACCAGUGUUGAGAUCCAGUUAUUAAGAGGUCAUCUGAAAAGGGCUGGUGAUGAGAUUAACUUGUUAAAAAGAGAUUUGGAAACGACCACUGCCCAGACCCAAAGAGCGAACACUCGCCUGGAGCAGGCCAGUGCUCAGAUCCAAGGAUUAAAAACAGAGCUAGAGAACACCAAUGUCUUACAUGCCAACAUCCAGAUGAUAAACGAUCAGUUGAAAAAUGCCAGCAAAGAGAUACAGAUCCUAAAACAAGGACUGAAGGAUGCCGUGGCCUUAAAAUCCAAGACCCAGAUGCUGGAGAGCAAUCUGCAGAAGGCCGGUGCUGAGGUCCAGAGGUUGAAAGGGGAUUUAGAGAGCACUAAGACACUGACCUCAAACAUCCAGGAGAAGCAGAAUAGCCUGGAGACCCUCCGUGCAGCCUUUGCUUCGCAGGAGCAGCUACAGAAGUCCCAAAAUGAACUUCUCCGGCUGAUCCUGCAAGGCUGGAAGGCCUACGGCGGGAACCUGUAUUACUUUUCUCAUGUCAAGAAGUCUUGGCAUGAGGCUGAGCAGUUCUGUGUGUCCCAGGGAGCCCACCUGGCCUCGGUGACCUCUGCAGAGGAGCAGUCGUAUCUGGCAGAAUUCACAAGCACCUCCGACCACUGGAUUGGCCUCAAUGACAGGGACAGAGAGAACUCUUGGAAGUGGACAGAUGGGACACCAUUCAAUUCUGCUGGCAGCAAUGUGUUUUGGUAUGAUAAUCAGCCGGACAACUGGAGGCACAGAGACGGGCAGGACGAAGAUUGCGUUCAUAUGCAGCGGAAGUGGAACGACAACAACUGUAAUAUCCGCUAUCUGUGGGUUUGCAAGAAGCCCGUGAGUCAGGAUGUGGCCUGAAGUCGGCCAGAGGUGAGAGGUCCCAGCCACCGCCAGCUCUGGACCCUUUCUACCAUGUCUUGUGAGCCUCUGAACCCAACUUGUUCUCUGGGAUCUUCCAUUUAGCCUUUUGUGUUUCCUGCCCUGUCCUUUUAUUUAACCCUUCAAACAUGUUUGCCC